AUGUCGGUAGCGAAGUAUGAAGCCAAAUUCACAGAGCUUGUGCGAUAUGCGCCACAUAUGGUAAAUACCGAUUACAAGAAAGCUAGAAAGUUUGAAGGCGGAUUAGAUGUUGAGGUUCUUGAUCAAAUUAAUGUACUCAAGUUAAAAAAAUAUGUUGAUGUCGUAGAUAAAGCCAUCAUGGCUAAAGGAAAUGUUGCUACAGUAAGACAAGCAAAGGCACCGAUGAUUGAAUUGAAGGGUAAAAGACCGGGAUCCAAUUUCAAGAAGGGUCGGAACAACUUUAACACUUCACCGAACAAGAGGCAAAAUAUAGGAUCAUCUACUAACUCAAGCCAAGGGAACAAUACACCCAUCUCCCAGAGUGUGGAAAAAGACAUAAGGGAGUUUGUUGCAAAAUUUCUGGCACGUUUUCGGUGUGGAAAAACAGGCCAUAUGAUCAAGGAUUGUCCUUUAGUGUCCCAAAGCACAAGCCAGCCCCGGGCCAGUUCAACUGCAUCAGUAUCAACACCAAGGGAUGCAUAUGUUUUGAUUGAUUCGGGGUCGACACGCUCCUUUGUGUCCUAUGCAUUUGCUUCAAAAUUAACUCAAAUAUUGGAACCAAUGCAUCAUUUGUUAGCUGUAUCUUCUCCAACUGGGAAGUCUAUGACUUGCGUGUAUAUGUAUCCUGCAUGUGAUGUUAAUGUUAGGGAUAUGACUUUAUAUGUUGAUCUAUUGUAUUUAAAUAUCAUGCAUUUUGAUGUAAUUCUGGGAAUGGAUUGGUUAUCGAGGUAUUGUGCUACUAUUGACUGUGUGACUAAACAAGUUGUGUAUCGUUUGUCUGAAGUGCCUGAAUUUACAUUUAACGGGGAUGGUAUCGUAUCUCCCACAUAUUUAAUUUCCUCCAUGAAAGCAAAUAAAUUGAUUAACAAGGGUUGUAAGGGAUUUCUAUGUUUGGUGUUAACGGUGCCAACUACUGCUAAACUUGAAGUAGAUAACAUUCCUGUGGUGAGAGAUUUUUCAGAUGUGUUUCCAGAUGAUUUGCCGGGACAGUUAGUUGAUAGAGAGAUCGAGUUUACUAUUGAGAUAGUACUAGGUACCCAACCAAUUUCUAAGACCCCAUAUCGGAUGUCGACUAUUGAGUUGAAAGAAUUGAAAACUCAGUUACAAGAAUUGCUGAACAAGAAAUUUAUCAGGCCCAGUACGUCUCCAUGGGGUGCUCCAGUGUUAUUUGUUAAAAAGAAGGAUGGAACCCUAAGGCUAUGCAUUGAUUAUCGGGAAUUAAACAAGGUGACAAUAAAGAACAAGUACCCGUUACCACGCAAUGACAAUCUGUUUGACCAACUACAAGGAGCACAGGUAUUUUCAAAAAUUGAUCUGCAGUCUGGAUAUCAUCAGUUAAAAGUUAAAGCUGAAGAUGUGGAGAAAACUGCUUUUCGAACCAGAUACGGCCAUUAUGAGUUCCUUGUUAUGCCUUUUGGAUUACAAACGCACUAG
Camellia sinensis is the source of this 1473-nucleotide messenger RNA. RefSeq lists its product as uncharacterized. Lineage: Eukaryota; Viridiplantae; Streptophyta; Magnoliopsida; Ericales; Theaceae. Gene Ontology annotation, molecular function: nucleic acid binding; zinc ion binding. The record is from RefSeq and is a predicted model, not a curated record.